GUGAUGGGUUUCUGCAUAUGUCAGACACCCGGCUGACCAAAAAAAAGCAACAUGAUUUCUGAGGCAUACAGCAUUUGAUUUACAAAAAUGGAAUAUUCUGAAGCAGAUACUAAUCUUAAGGCGUUAAAUGAAUUGAAUACAGAUGACAGUGAAGACUCUUUAGAAAAAUUGGAUGAUGACCAAUUCAUUAGAUUUCUGGAGAAUAAUUGCAAAGGUUUGCAAAAGUCGCACGAAGAUCUCGAUAAUGAAUGGAGUCAACAAGGACAAGAGGACUCAUUACUGUGGGAGGAAUCCUUUGAACACAGUAUAUUGCUAGAGGUUGAUGAUGAUUUCAACUUAAAUUUUACUGAAGUUCACGAUUCCUAUACCAUUUGUGUCUCUCAGUCUUCAGCAGAAGAUCCUAAUAUUACUACAGAUGACAUCAGCAACAUUGAAAGUGAAUACAGUUUUGAUGAUGAGAAAGUUUCAAGCAUUGAUGAACAUCAGUUUAACUAUAGCCAACAUAUUCAGAGUCCUAGCAAUUUAGACAAAUAUUCUGAACCAAAAGGUAGCUUAAUGCAGAACUUGGAAAGUAAUUUUUCAGGGAAUAAAGUGCAGGAUGUACCUGAUAAUACCACUGAUGAAGAACAGGAAGAAUUGCCUUAUGAUGGUAACUUGCAAAUUACUAAAGAACAUCAAACAGAUACAAUAUAUGAUUUAGACAAUCCCAGGGUACCAUUAACUAUUCUUGUAAAGAGCAGGCAAAAUGAUGGGCCUGAUUGUGGGAUGGCUGGAAUCCUUGCAAAAAAAGAACAAUCAAAUGUGGAAACUGCAUUAUAUCAAAAAGAAAUGACUUGCACCAGAGUGAGUCCAGAGACUGAAGAUUCUGGUAAAUAUAAAAUUGAAGCGACAAACUUGACUUCAGAAGAUAAUGGGAAUACAAUGGUAUCAGAACAUGAAAUGAAAUUAGAACACAAUAAAAGAGAUGGUAGAAGAUCAAAUAUUGCAGAGUCACUCCUACGUCAUUUCUCUGAAGAAGACUUGGCACUUAGCUCAACUAAGUACAUUGACACUGAGACUUUACCAGAGACCUCUUUUACUGAAACUAUUGAAGAAACUGUAAUUAAAAAACAGACAUUAUCAGCAGCCAGUAAUAACUCACCCACAAGCAUUGAAAAAUGUACAGCAUUACAGGCAGCCUUUUCAAAGAAAGAGAAAGUUAAUGAAUUUGCAAAUGAAAAAAAAGUGUCAAGAGAUUAUUCGUAUUGUGAUCGAUCUGCUCAGAGUCAAGCGGCAAAUUUACUUCAAACCAGUAACAACAACUGUAGAGAAAAUCUACACCAUGAAAUGCAAGAAAAGAAUGAAAAUUUGCAAUUUAAUCCUAAAAUGGCUUCAGGAUUUUUUGAAAAUUUUAAAAUGGGAAAGAUAAUUUCUUACAAUGAGAUCAAAUAUGGUAAAGGGAAGCCGCAUUAUCCUUUACCUGACUUUUCGAAAGUUGCACCUAAAAUCAAAAUCCCUAAGAGGAACAGUUAUAACAAGUAUACUCCAUCAAGGAUAAAAAAAGCAAAAUCCUCACCUCAUUUGUCAUAUACCCUCACCAGUCAUACAUCAACCGUAGAUGUAGUACAAGAAGUUCUGGAUAGCAUACAACCUCCAGCAAUUUCAACAAGUACAACAUUUAACAAACAAGAAUUUGUGAAGGAUAAUCAUUCCCCUGAACUUUUCCAACAAUUACAGGAGGAAUUUGACAAGUUAUUAAUAAAGUAUGCAGAAGCUGAGAAUACCAUUGAUCAGUUGAGAUUUGGUGCAAAGGUGUCCAUAUUCACUGACUCCACCAAACCUAAUCAAAUCAUCCAGUCUGGAAUAUCGCCAUCACCUAGUCAAAUAACCACACUGGCAAAACAAGUAUGUAACAACAGUCCCACACCACUAUCCAUUAAUUAUGGUGUAACCACAUCAGCUUCUCGCUCUCCCAAUACUGAGAUGAAUGAGACAACAGAAGCAGAACAAAUGGCUCAGAAACUUAAUAAACAUGUUGAUUUUUUUAAGCAUCAGGUUAAAGAAUUUGAGGAAAAGCUUAACUCUAAUACAAUUUCUGUGGGAGAUCAACAGAAGGUAUUUAAGCAAAUGAGGGAUGAUCAGGACAAACUUGAAAGGAGGUAUAUAACCGCAAAAGAGGAGCAUCGCAGUCUAGAGCAACGCCACUACAUAGAGAAAAACACCGCUGUUGGGGAAUUUGAUCCUGAUAGAAAGAUUGAAGGAGAAAUUUUUAAAUUAGGAAUGCAUCUCGAAUGUAUCAAAGAGAAAAUUGAUGAUAACGUUUGCAAUCAACCAUCCCCACACAAUUCUUUCUUGACUUCAACUCCACUCCCGCCAACUGAGAUUUUGUCUGCCGGAUGUGCAAUUUAUUCUAAGAGUCCCAUGGCUGCAAUAAAUCAGGAGGGUGUGAUGCUGACUUUUGAGACCAGCUCAGUGAGUGCAGAAAUACCAGACAGUAUUGAGUUGAAGAUGAUCCCUGAGAUGGAUAGUCAACCAUCCUUGCUGGAAGACAGCUAUGAUCACAUUCCCCAGCAGGUGCCCCACAUAGAACAUUCCAAGACAGUAUCAACAUUGACUGAGGGUUAUUUUCAUUCAUCUGAGUUUUUUCCUGUUUUAUCUAUGAACCAAACGCUACCAUUACCUAGCACUUCAUCUCAGGCACAGGAUGUGUUGACUGAACGUAAGCAGCAGAUACUUUCACCAGACAGUGGCUUUGUUGGAUCAGAGAGCAGCAGACCCCCAACAUCUAAACAAAUACUAGAUUCUGAACAACCAGAAACAGAAAGAUCCCCAAGAGUUUGUGAAGGAACACCCUCCAUUGAAAGACAAAAGUCCUCAUCCUCCCACAGAAGUGAAACUAUGAUUGUAUUAGGUGAAGACAAAGCAAGCUGCUUACUCCAUCUAGCAAACGCAUCCAGCUGUAGUAUUCCAUUCAAUUGGAGUGAAAGUGUUAUUGGUAUAACUGACAUUCCUGCACAGCAAGGAAAUUCUGUACUGGAUGUGGACCUUCAUCAUGAGAGUUCAGAGGACCUCAUGCCACUUCCAACUCUUCAACAAUGCAUACCCAAAAUAUCUCUAUGGAAGAGUGCCAGUAGCACUGAAGAGAGCCAAGAUUUGUCUCAAAAAUGGGCUGUAGCAAAUGAUAAAAUCUUGAUAUUGCAAAAUGAAGUCUUAAAGCUCAAGCAAAAACUAGAAGAAAGUCUUUCAAAAUUGUCUAAGGAAUCUACGAGGAAAAAGUGUCCUAAGACUGCACUACAGGAACAAAGAUAUCAAAACAAACCUCAUCUCAAUAAUAAAUGUUCAUCUACAAGCAGGGAAGAUGAUAGAUUACCCAGCACUAAUUCAAAGGAUCACAGAAGGAGAUUUUGGCAAAGAACGGAUGAUGAUGUUUCUGAUUUUGAACUAAGCAAUGGCAAUGAGGAUUUUUCACAGAGAGAGACACAAAUACCCGUGCACACAAAACAUUGUUUAAAGGUUCCCAGAACAGCUCAUCACAGACGGAGUUAUUCUGAAAACCAUGACUCAAAUAAGACGUGGCUAAAAGACCUAUAUAAAGGUACAUGUCAUCACAAUGUGACUUUGAGCAAGGCUCAAUCACAGUUUGUGGGUCAUGAUGAAUAUAUUCGGCCUUGUAUUGAAAGAAAAAUCCAUUUACCAUCCUUCUCACCAAAUGGGCGCAAAUUAUUUAGGACAAGAAUUAAUCCUUCUCUGCCGUGCAAGAAGAAUGUACAUUGUAAACUUUCCUCUGAAAGAUCUUCACAACAUAGCAAAGACGGACUCUCUUCUAGUGUUAGAAUUUUAUCUCCAGGAGCAAACAAAUACACUGAACUGCCAGCAUACAUUUUACCGAUAAAGUAUGAUUCCACUAAGCGUCCACCAAACACAAGGGCUUCCAGGACGUAUAAUUCACCUUCAUGUAAGAUGGUCAAAAAACAAUCCGAACAAAUCGAUAGGACCAAAUCCUUGUUAAGUGACACUGAUAAAAACAUUGAAAAUUCACAGGUUUCAAAUCUAAACGAAACUUUGGACAAAGCAAUAGAGACAGCAAAAAGCAUGAAGAAGACCACCAAAAGGAUGGUUAAAGUUUUAUCUGCUGACCUGGCUACAGCUGAAUAUUACAAAUACUUGUAUGACUUCUAAUCAUAUUUCCUACUUUGCAGAGUCGACAGCAGUAUGGGGGAAACUUAAGCUUCUUAAAGGAGUUAAAAUUUCACUGGUCAGUUACCAACUUUUGUCAGUGCUGCCCUUGUAAUGACAUCUCAGUUAUAAAGUUAAGAUGUGUGAAUUCACCGAUCAGUGACAUCUCAUCACUUAGCAUUAACAAACCCUUGGUUUUUAAUUGAAGCACAAACUCUGAUUGUCAAUGUCUGGGCUAGAUUCUGAAAUAUGUUUUGCAAUAUGUUGUACAACUGCUUUCAUAAUUUAUUAUGAUGACAACCUUUCAGUGUUUGGACACAGAUAAUGAAUAGAUCCAUAUAAAGUCAAAAAUAGCAACAGCUAGUUUAAUAUAGUGAGAAGACAUUAUAAAAUAAUUAAAUACCACUGAUUAUUCCAGGGCACCUGUUCAGAUAUUUAGCCCGAUAUAUAAAGAAUAUACAUAAUAU
Messenger RNA from Callorhinchus milii (elephant shark), 4622 nucleotides. RefSeq lists its product as uncharacterized. The record is from RefSeq and is a predicted model, not a curated record. Bases 88 to 4158 code for a protein of 1356 amino acids. The transcript is spliced from 21 exons. NCBI's taxonomy places the organism in Eukaryota, Metazoa, Chordata, Chondrichthyes, Chimaeriformes, Callorhinchidae.